AAACUCAAGUUGAAAUCGAAGAAGGACGUUGAGAAUCAGACAGUUUCUGCAAGGACUGUCAGCAAUACAGAUGUUGAUAAGCAGGAAGAGGAUAGUGAUGAUGACUGUAUCAUUAUCGAUGAAAAGGUGAUUACCACCGCGUCGACUGUUUCUCCCAGGAGAGCUGCAUCAACAUUACAUGGUGAAGAUGCUCUGCCUGAUCUUCAGAACCUACAGAAAACACUCCUUGAAAACUGGCCUUCCUGGAAUUUAGAGAAAGUGAUGCGACUUUCUGAUUUGCCAAAACUAGAGGAUUACAAGGCAGGGGAGACUACUGCAUGUACUCCAUGCAGUGGUCUUAACGCGGAGGGGUUAUCUCCCUUGCCUCAGCCAUGUAAGUUCUGUUACGUGAGAAAACCGCCCAAGAAGUUUUUACCUGAGGAGAGUGGAGUAUUAGAAGAUAUAAAAUUUCUAUCAGAAACCAAAUGUGAUAGCUUGAAACGAAAAUCAAUCUCAGAUGUAUUGGAAGUGGAGGACAGUGAACAAGAGAGCCUGAGGGUGAAACGACCGAGGACAGCAAGUGUAUCAUCACCCUCAGAAGAGUGCUAUGCAAAGGGAGGGAAAUCUAACUUACCUGCAAAAGAAAAAGUUCCCAUUCUCUGCCCCUUAUGCCAGACAGAAUUUCCAAACAGUUUUGACCAACUUGAAAUGGACAGUCACAUAGCACAGUGUUUGCCUGCAUGUGAGGAGGAUGUUAUAUGGUGAGGAGGAUAUAGAGGAGGAGCAUGAGGACUUGUACGGUCAAUAGUCAUUCUAUCCUCAGGACCGUGUUGUUCAAGAGUGUGUUACCUGGGGAUCAUGAGGAUUAUAGAGACAAAAGUCAUUCUGUCCUCAGAACCGUGUUGUUCAAGAGUGUGUUACCUGGGGAUCAUGAGGAUUAUACAGACAAAAGUCAUUCUGUCCUCAGGACCGUGUUGUUCAAGAGUGUGUUACCUGGGGAUCAUGAGGAUUAUACAGACAAAAGUCAUUCUGUCCUCAGGACCGUGUUGUUCAAGAGUGUGUUACCUGGGGCUCAUGAGGAGUAUACGGACAAAAGUCAUUCUGUCCUCAGGAUGGUGUUGUUCAAGAGUGUGUCACCUGGGUAUCAUGAGGAUUAUAUGGACAAAAGUCAUUCUAUCCUCAGGACUGUGUUGUUCAAGAGUGUGUUACCUGGGGAUCAUGAGGAGUAUAUGGACAAAAGUCAUUCUGUCCUCAGGACCGUGCUGUUCAAGAGUGUGUUACCUGGGGCUCAUGAGGAUUAUAUGGACAAAAGUCAUUCUAUCCUCAGGACCGUGUUGUUCAAGAGUGUGUUACCUGGGGCUCAUGAGGAGUAUACGGACAAAAGUCAUUCUGUCCUCAGGAUGGUGUUGUUCAAGAGUGUGUCACCUGGGUAUCAUGAGGAUUAUAUGGACAAAAGUCAUUCUAUCCUCAGGACUGUGUUGUUCAAGAGUGUGUUACCUGGGGAUCAUGAGGAGUAUAUGGACAAAAGUCAUUCUGUCCUCAGGACCGUGCUGUUCAAGAGUGUGUUACCUGGGGCUCAUGAGGAUUAUAUGGACAAAAGUCAUUCUAUCCUCAGGACCGUAUUGUUCAAGAGUGUGUUACCUGGGGCUCAUGAGGAGUAUACGGACAAAAGUCAUUCUGUCCUCAGGAUGGUGUUGUUCAAGAGUGUGUCACCUGGGGAUCAUGAGGAUUAUAUGGACAAAAGUCAUUCUGUCCUCAGGAUCAUGCUGUUCAAGAGUGUGUUACCUGGGGCUCAUGAGGUUUAUACAGACAAAAGUCAGUCUGUCCUCACGACCGUGUUGUUCAAAAGUGUGUUAUCUGGGGAUCAUGAGGAUUAUACAAACAAAAGUCAUUCUGUCCUCAGGAUGGUGUUGUUCAAGAGUGUGUUACCUGGGGAUCAUGAGGAUUAUACGGACAAAAGUCAUUCUGUCCUCAGAAUGGUGUUCAAGAGUGUGUUACCUGCGGAUCAUGAGGAUUAUGGAGACAAGUCAUUCUGUCCUCAGGACCGUGUUGUUCAAGAGUGUGUUAGCUAGGGCUCAUGAGGAGUAUACGGGCAAAAGUCAUUCUGUCCUCAGAACCGUGUUGUUCAAGAGUGUGUUACCUGGGGACCAUGAGGAUUAUACGGACAAAAGUCAUUCUGUCCUCAGGACCGUGCUGUUCAAGAGUGUGUUACCUGGAGAUCAUGAGGAUUAUGCGCACAAUAGUGAUUUUGCCCUCAGAGCUGAAUUGUUCAAGAGUGUGUUACCUGGAGAUCAUGGGGACUUGUACAGUCAACAGUCAUUCUAUCCUCAUAGUCAAGAUGUUCAGGAGUGUGUUGCCUAAGAAUCUUGAAGACAUUUAUAGUCAACAGUCAUUCUGUACCAUGAUUACCAUGAACUAGUACUAAUGGACAUGAUUGCGCGAUACUAAAUGCCUACACAAGUUAGUUCCAAGCUGCCUAAUAAACGUUUCAUUCCCUGCUGUUACAGUGCAGUGCGUUUGAACUACCUGUUAUCUUUAUGAGUAUAGUUACACAGAAACAUUGACAUAUUAACAAAAAGAAAAGGUGGGCAAAAAAAAGGUGUUAGCCAGUGCUAGGGAAUCAGUCAGAAGUGUAUUAGUAAUCAUGCGUUAACAUCAUGCUACAAAACUUAAACC
Molecule: messenger RNA, 2655 nt
Organism: Liolophura sinensis
Lineage: Eukaryota; Metazoa; Mollusca; Polyplacophora; Chitonida; Chitonidae
Exons: 4
Coding region: 765-2051 (428 amino acids)
Source: RefSeq, a predicted model, not a curated record